AUGAUCAACCUCUCACCUAGAAGAUUACGAAGAUAUCAUGCAAUACCAGGAUAUGAAGUCCAAGCCCCUGGAAUAAUUAAGAAAGAAAUUUUAUAUAUCAACUUCUCGUUUAUAUCAGAUUUGGAGAGGGCAGGAGAUAGGCAAGACAUAUCUGAGACCCCAGUAGAGU
This is a messenger RNA of Funneliformis caledonium, 169 nucleotides long. Lineage: Eukaryota; Fungi; Glomeromycota; Glomeromycetes; Glomerales; Glomeraceae. The record is from the annotation of a GenBank genome assembly.